Molecule: messenger RNA, 1146 nt
Organism: Phacochoerus africanus (Common warthog)
Lineage: Eukaryota; Metazoa; Chordata; Mammalia; Artiodactyla; Suidae
Gene: MYL12B
Product: myosin light chain 12B
Exons: 4
Coding region: 307-825 (172 amino acids)
Cellular component (GO): cytoplasm; myofibril; stress fiber
Molecular function (GO): calcium ion binding
Source: RefSeq, a predicted model, not a curated record
CGCGGGCGGUGGGACCCAACUGAAACCCAGCCCGGGGCCGGCGGCCCCAGCCCGAGCCCCGGCGGACAAGGCGGACGCGAUCGCCUACCGCCCGAGAACUGUGAGGCAUUCUUCCCCCCCACCCCGCCCCCGGCAGAGUUGGAUCCCGCCGCGCCUUCCGGUGCGCCUUCCGGUUCGCCUCCCGAGGCAGGAAGUGCCGGCGUCGCCGCUGUUGCGCCCGCAGCUCCGCACUCGUAGCCGCCGCUCGUUUCCCUCAGGAAGUCCGGGUUCUGGUUCUGGUAUUUGGCCGCGAAUUAAACUGCCACCAUGUCGAGCAAAAAGGCAAAGACCAAGACCACCAAGAAGCGCCCCCAGCGCGCAACUUCCAAUGUGUUUGCCAUGUUUGACCAGUCGCAGAUUCAGGAGUUCAAGGAGGCCUUCAACAUGAUUGAUCAGAACAGAGAUGGUUUCAUCGACAAGGAAGACUUGCAUGACAUGCUUGCUUCUCUAGGGAAGAACCCAACCGACGCAUACCUUGAUGCCAUGAUGAACGAGGCUCCGGGGCCCAUUAACUUCACCAUGUUCCUCACCAUGUUUGGGGAGAAGUUAAAUGGCACAGACCCAGAAGAUGUCAUCAGAAACGCUUUUGCUUGCUUUGACGAAGAAGCAACUGGCACCAUUCAGGAGGACUACCUGAGGGAGCUGCUGACCACGAUGGGAGAUCGGUUCACAGAUGAGGAGGUGGACGAGCUGUACAGAGAAGCACCUAUUGACAAAAAGGGGAACUUCAAUUACAUCGAGUUCACCCGCAUCCUUAAGCAUGGAGCAAAAGACAAAGAUGACUGAAAAACUUUAGCUAAGACCUUCUAAUUACUUUGUGUUAUUCCGUUUUAUUUCCCAGACACUCCCCCCACCCCCUGUAGACCUGUUGCAUGUAACUUAGUUUCACAGCUUUGCCUCUUUUUUUGAUGUAUUUAUUCUAGACCUUUCUGCCACUUAGCACUUGUAUAAUCAGACUGCAAAUGGGGAUGAGGUUGUAAAUUGUAUUGCAAAAGCGAUUGCGAAUAAAAAUCAACAAAUGUGAAAGCCCAGGAAAAUAUAUCCGGUAUUUCUGGUUUUGCUGGAUUUUUACAUUUUUAUAUAAUAAAAAUGCUAUUUUGAAAUAAA